AUGGUCAACUCCUGUUGUGGCUCCAGCUGCUGCCAGCCUUGUUGCUGCCCCACCUGCUGCAGGACCACCUGCUGCAGGACCACCUGCUGCCGCCCCACCUGCUGUGUGUCCAGCUGCUGCCACCCCUGUUGCGGGGGAUCCAGCUGCUGUGGCUCCAGCUGCUGCCAGCCUUGCUGCCGCCCCACCUGCUGCCAGACCACCUGCUGCAGGACCACUUGCUGCCGCCCCAGCUGCUGUGGUUCCAGCUGCUGUGGUUCCAGCUGCUACCGCCCCAGCUGCUGCAUCUCUAGCUGCUGCCGCCCCUGCUGCGGGGGUUCCAGCUGCUGUGGCUCCAGCUGCUGCCAGCCUUGCUGCCGCCCCACCUGCUGCCAGACCACCUGCUGCCGGACCACCUGCUGCCGCCCCACCUGCUGUGUGUCCAGCUGCUGCCGCCCCUGCUGUGGGGGCUCCAGCGGCUGUGGCUCGAAUUGCUGUGGCUCCAGCUGCUGCCAGCCUUGCUGCCGCCCCACCUGCUGCCAGACCACCUGCUGCCGGACCACCUGCUGCCGCCCCACCUGCUGUGUGUCCAGCUGCUGCCGCCCCACUUGCUGCCGCCCCACCUGCUGCCAGACCACCUGCUGCCGGCCCACCUGCUGUGUGUCCAGCUGCUGCCGCCCCUCCUGCUGUGGCUCCAGCUGCUGUGGCUCCAGCUGCUGCAGGCCCAGCUGCUGCAUCUCUAGCUGCUGCCGCCCCACCUGCUGCCAGACCACCUGCUGCAGGCCCAGCUGCUGCCGCCCCUCCUGCUGUGGCUCCAGCUGCUGUGGCUCCAGCUGCUGCCGCCCCUCCUGCUGCAUUUCUAGCUGCUGCCGCCCCUCUUGCUGCCGCCCCAGCUGCUGUGGCUCCAGCUGCUGCCGCCCCUCCUGCUGCAUUUCUAGCUGCUGCCGCCCCUCUUGCUGUGGUUCCAACUGCUGUGGCUCCAGCUGCUGUGGCUCCAGCUGCUGCCGCCCCUCCUGCUGCCCCUCCUGCUGCCUGCGCCCAGUCUGUGGCCGGGUCUCCUGCCACACCACUUGCUAUCGCCCCACCUGUGUCAUCUCCACCUGCCCCCGCCCCAUGUGCUGUGCCUCCUCUUGCUGCUGA
Molecule: messenger RNA, 1116 nt
Organism: Lynx canadensis (Canada lynx)
Lineage: Eukaryota; Metazoa; Chordata; Mammalia; Carnivora; Felidae
Product: keratin-associated protein 4-7-like
Exons: 2
Coding region: 1-1116 (371 amino acids)
Cellular component (GO): keratin filament
Source: RefSeq, a predicted model, not a curated record